UCUGCUGCCUCUGCGCCGACCCCUGCCUCUUUUGUUAUGCUGAUUAAGGCAACAGGCACCGUCUUUUGUUCGAGUCAGAGGACGCGAGAGAGAAAGAGAACGAGCACGGAGGGAUGGUCACGCUCCCCGUGACCUUUACUCUUCGCUUCUUCAACGUCACAAGGCGCGCGCAACAAAAGCGAGCCAGCAUCGGCUGAGUUUCUCACAUCGCGACGCGAGCGAGCUGAGGCUGACACAACUCUUCCGUUCACAUACGCUGGCACUGGACUCAUGCACGCUCGUUAAUCUAAUAUCUAACUAAAUGCACGCUCGUUAAUCUAAUAUCUAACUAAAUGCACGCUCGUUAAUGUAAUUUCUAACUGAAGGGAGUGCAAUGCAUAUUGUAAAAAAGCGAUUCAGCAGGUGGCUUCAGACUCUUAAAAUGACUUGAAGACGGGAUGCACGAAGAGGGACGCAGAUGCAAUAAAUAGAAGCUGGCCGCAGUCGUCAUGAAACUGAUGGGGGAAACGUAAAAACGGACUCUGGAGAGAACUUAAAACGUAAGACAAACACAAACACCGGAGAAAGGAGCCAUAACACUCGCUGGUUUCAGAACUUGGACAGCUCCCUCGGUCAGCCGCCUACACACAUCCACCGGGAGAGGAUUCAGCGGAACUACGGCACACAACCGACUCGGUAUUCACCCCUAAAACAUCGUGACGCCAUGGCAAGUGUGCUUCAGGGAGAGAAGCAGCUUUUUGAGAAGUUCUGGCAGGGCACGUUCAAAGCCGUGGCGAUGCCGAGACCCGAGAGCAUCAUCGUCGCCAGCAUCACCGCGCGCAGAGCCGUGACAAAAUUGGAGACAGCAGUCAGCCUAGCACCUAAAGACGAUGAGGAGAAAGCCAAAACGAAAGAAGCAGUUGCAAAAACUCAUGAGAAAAGUGGACACGAGAAGCGCAGAGGACGUAAACGGCACAGUCACCGUCGAGCUCGCAGUGUCUCUUUUGAUUCUGAUCUUUCACCUCGGCCGGUGCCUAAAGCAAAGAAAAAGAAGAAGAAGUCACAGAGAAAGAGGAGGAGACACAGAUCUCCCUCCUGCAGUCCAUCACCUGUGAGGAAGAAGAAGAAAAAGAAGAGCUCAAAGAAAAGGAAGCGACAUAGGUCUGCCUCAAGGAAGGGACGUCACAGUGGCUCGAGUCCCAGAAGUAAAAGAAAGGAGGACAAAAAGCAUAAAAAGAGGGCAAGGAGCCACUCUCAUCGCAGACACCGGCGCCGGAAAGCUGAAAUUAGGAGUUCUUCCUGCAAGGAAAACAGAUAUGAAGAUUGUGGAAAAUCUGGUUUGCAAGACGGUGGCCAUUCAUCAGCUGUCCGUGGAGGCAACUCAUGCAGGUCGGCAAUCAAGCUGACCAGUAAAAUCUCCUCUAAGUGCUGCUGCCACUUUUCUGAAAGCACCGUCUCGCCAUCGCGUCCUGGGGUUGAGGGUUUACACAAAAUGGUGAUCGUCCAGGACUCGAUGUCCAAUAAGGGAAAAGGACAUGCAGAUUACGAUUCAGGAAAUGACACGUCCUCUCCAUUGUCCAGUAAAACGGGCAUCCCAAAGUCAAAGGUGUCCGUUAACGGAAAGUUCAGAUGUCAGGAUCUGACAUCUCCUGAGAAGCUUAGGCUGAACGACGGGGACAAUGCUUCAGAUUCAGGCAACUCUCUAACCAGCUAUGACUCUUUGGGUAAACCAGUGCUUAAAGAAAACACACUACACAGCUCCGUCUUCAACAAGUUCAAAGGUGAAGAAGCGGGCCGGUGUUCUGAUUUGGAGAAGACACAGCCCCUGGGUGUCGUCACUGAUAGGAAUCGGAGUCCGUCUUAUGAUAGAUAUCAGGAUCGAGCGAGGUCUCGAAGCAGAAGCAUAUCAUCCCAAAGCAGAUACUCAGGACGCUAUUCCAGAAGCCGAUCCCUGUCCCUCGGGAGGAGAUCAUAUUCCCGUUCAUCCAGUUAUUCCCUGGAUUCUAGGAGAGACAGUCAGUCUAGUGCGAGCAGUCUGCGCAGUUUAAAUCACUCACGGUGCACGCUAGACAGGUUUCGAGAGCGGAAAAGAGACUGCAGUUCCUGCAAGAGUAGAAAACACAGCAGAAGAAGACCUCGCUCUCCAAUGAGGAAGAGAAGAAGAGAUUCCCCCAGUCACCUGGAAGCCCGGCGAAUUACAAGUGCCAGAAAGCGUCCGAUCCCAUAUUACCGUCCCAGUCCCUCCGUCAGCAGCCGAUCCUCCAGCAUCUUGUCCUGGCGUCUGUUUUCUCUCAAUCGCAGCCGUUCACGGAGUCGCAGUCACACUUACUCGUCGUACAGGAGCUACAGUCGCAGCUCGUCGUGGAACUCUAUGUACAGCAGACGCAGUCGCAGUCGGAGCAGAAGCUAUGAGUCAGUAGUGAGCUACAGCAGAGCCCGGCGCUAAUUCACAGAAGAACUGAGCUACAGCACAAUCCCAGGACCACAUCUCACUGUAACUGAAAGUGAAAUGGAGCGGCGCUGAGAAGAACAUGCUGUGCUUAGAUGUGGAACACCAGGCAGUGACAGGAUCAUCUGUUCAGUGUCAGAUAAGACUGAAGCUUUCCAUAUUGUUGUGUACUAAACUGUGUGCUUUCAUCCAUCCCGCUCAAAGGAAAACUUGUCUAUCAAUCACAAAGCCUGCUGUUGUAGAAAAGACCGGACCGGGAAAUUCAAUCUGUGAGUUCUGCCAUACCUAGUUUUGCUCAUAGGUGUGAGAAUACUGCUAGUCGUUUAUCAAAGGAAGUGCAGGGUCACCGUAAAAGCCCAUGUAUGAAUCUAAUGUAUUUGUUUCAUAGGAGAUGUCAGAAGCGCUUGAGGAGACAGAUUUAUUGCUUCCAUAACAGCUGCUUCUGUGUUGCCCACACCUUCGCUUUGAAAUAUGUGCCAUCCGAAUCGGCCCCAUUGGCAAGCGCACGCCCCAUCGGCUCAAAUGCCAGCUUUAUUUAUCUUCUGUUGAACUGGAAAACAAUUCAAAUGUCAUUGUCUGUGAUGGAGAUGGUGGACAAUCAAAAUGCAGCGGAUGUGCUCCACUGGCGGGAAACGUUUUCCGGGUUUUUACCAAAUGCAUAAACAUACAUAUUAAUCUCACAGACCUAUUUUUAUCCGUAGGAUUCGAGGCUGCGUCUGAACGAACCUAGAAAAGGUAUAUGUUCAAUGUCCUGUAGUUUAUGAGGUACAAAGCACUGCUAUAAUCAAUAAUUAGGAUUAUUAUUAUGUCAAUUUCGAGAUGCACUACACUUGAGAUGUGUUAAAUUGUAUGUUAUUUUCAAAUAAUAUUAUUAUUUUUUAAUCAGAGAUAAUUUCUUAGUGCAGUUCGGAUAUUUAUUAUUUAGACCGCUUGAAUUAUUUAUAAGGUGAGACCUUUGAUAUUCACAUAGAAAAAGUGUUUUGUUCGUAUCAUUUAUCGUAUCGUAUCGUAUCAUUCAUUUCUGACUAGUUUCCGUUUGUUUUCCUCUGUUUAAAGAUCCAGUCCUGCAUUAAUUAAAGCACACACAAUGAUGUUUAUAAAUAUGAAUGAUUUAUAAAGCAUAUUUAUUGGUUGCAUAUUGGUUGAAACGAUUACAGACCGGGAAAAUGAAAAUGGCUGUCAUAAGAAAUCAGUCCGAGUGACUAGAUCUAGGACUUUUCUCGAAGGAUCAAAGAUAUAUAUUUGCUGUGCCAUAACGCUUGAUGAAGCGGCGUGUAAAAAUCAUCACCUUCAUCAUGACAGAUGAUGGCAGCUUCUUUGUUUCUGUGUCAUAAAGUCUAACGAAGGCAUGGUGAUCUCUAUGCACUGUACAUUAUUAGAUGUCUGACUGUUGUGAAUUCUGACUCUUGUACAGAUAAUAAGUCGUAGACGAAAGAUGAAAAACGUGAAAGUGUAUCGCAAAUGUUUUAUGUUCCUGAAUUCAUCUUGUUCUCAAACCGUAAAUGAGUUUAGUAAAUGAUUAUGUAAAUCCGUUGUGUAAAUAUGCCAACGUUUAGUGCGGCAAUAUUAGGCAUGGGCUUUAUUUAUUGAGAUGGAGUAGCGAUGCUGACUGUUGACAAGGCUGGCUUUCUAAUUUACUAAAUUUGCAUUCCCCACAAAAAAAACAUGCUGAAAUUUUGCCAUGAAUCCAACCGAUUUCACCAAAUCUGGCUUCUGUGAUUGCAAAAAAUAUUGCAAACCCCUGUAAUAUGAGUUAUUUAUUUAUUUUUGCACAGAAUAAAAAAUAAACGAGCAAGUCUGUGUUUUAGCGCAAAUUUCUCAAUGCAGGAUGCCAGGCUGGAAGACUGUGUCAAGAACAUUCCCAAAUUUCAAUUAUUCCCCAAUGUAUAUACACUGUUGUCUAUGUGCACAAGAAUAUCAGUGUCUCCCUCGCUAAAGUAAAUUAAUGACUAGUUCUCUGUGGUCUGAUUAUGUAAUGAUAUUCAAAGAUUUCUAAAUAAAUUAUUCAUCUUAUAAUUUC
This is a messenger RNA of Carassius gibelio (silver crucian carp), 4448 nucleotides long. Its product is annotated as serine/arginine repetitive matrix protein 4-like. Gene Ontology annotation, cellular component: nucleus. Gene Ontology annotation, biological process: mRNA processing; regulation of RNA splicing; neuron maturation. The record is from RefSeq and is a predicted model, not a curated record. NCBI's taxonomy places the organism in Eukaryota, Metazoa, Chordata, Actinopteri, Cypriniformes, Cyprinidae. Gene Ontology annotation, molecular function: mRNA binding. The transcript has 13 exons. The coding region runs from base 704 to 2425 and encodes 573 amino acids.